AUGGAUUAAAAGAAGGACAUUAUUCUCAAGAAAAUUGCUGAGAAUGAGGAAACCACCAUCUAAAAGUUGCCCCCCCAGAUUAGACUGCCCAUCCCUUUGAAACACAAAGUCCAAUGCGGUGGAGGCACAUUUGAAAUUUACACUCAUUAUGAGUUAUAGCGCAACAUUGGAAAUGGAGCCUUUGGUUUUGUUUGCUCAGGGAAGGACAAAUUGAACAACAUAGACGUAGCCAUUAAGAAGGUAUCAUUCUCAAUUUAUCUCUAGAUUGCAAUGGUCUUCAGAGAUUUGCUGGAUGCCAAAAAGGUGCUCAGAGAAAUAAAACUAUUGAGUAUAUUGUAACCUUUAAACUUAGAGUUCUUCGAUAAUCCCAAUAUAGUUAAAUUAUUGGACAUCAUCGUUCCCGACGAUUAGGACACCUAUAAGGAUUUGUACUUGGUGUUUCAACUCAUGCAUCUGGAUUUAGAAAAGGUCAUCCAAUCUCCUCAACCUUUAACUGACAAGAAGAUCAAUUGGUGCAUGUAUCAAAUCAUCAGUGGCUUAUAUUAUAUGCAUUCAGCCAACAUCAUCCACAGAGAUCUCAAACCAAAUAAUAUAUUUAUAAAUGCGAAUUGCCAUAUAAAAAUUGGCGAUUUGAAUCUAGCUAGAAAAUAAGAAGUAGAAAACGCCUCAAUUCAAACUGAUUAUGUCGUUCAAAGAUGGUAUCGAGCACCAGAGGUUUUGCUCUCUUCCAGUGAGUAUACCAAAGCCAUAGACAUCUGGUCUCUGGGCUGCAUUUUGGGUGAACUCUUAGGAAGAACCAUUUUGUUCAAAGGCAUGCAUCACUAGGAAUAAAUUGAAAAAAUCGUUGCUGUCCUAGGGAAACCCAAGUAGGAAGACUUGCCAUAUGAAAUUGACGAAUAAUCUACUGAGUUCCUAUAGCAAUUACCAGAAAGAGAAGCCAUCAAAUGGGCUGAUUUUUUUCCCUUUGCCUCUCCUUUAGCUCUGGAUUUGCUAGAACAUAUGUUAGUAAUUAAAUUCUAUUUACAUUUAUUAAGGUCUAUAAUCCGAAUAAGAGAUAUACAAUCUAAUAGUGUAUCGAGCAUCCCUAUUUUAAGCAACAUUACAUAGACCACCCACCUCAAGUUUGUCAGGAAUCCUUCGAUUGGUCUUUCGACGAUAUUGAACUUAAGGAGCACGCCUUGCGAAAAGCUUUGUAUUAAGAGGCACUUGAGUUCUUAAAGCCAAAAAAAUGA
Paramecium octaurelia is the source of this 1232-nucleotide messenger RNA. NCBI's taxonomy places the organism in Eukaryota, Ciliophora, Oligohymenophorea, Peniculida, Parameciidae. The record is from the annotation of a GenBank genome assembly.